UAUGUAUUCGUAUUGUUUAUAAACAGAAGCACGUGUGUCUUGUGUUGUGUAGACUGUUGCAGUUUGUUUCUUUUAAUUUCGUUUAGAAAGCUCUAAACUAUUAAUUGAUAAAAUGCCAGACAAAAUAAGUAUCUACGAUGUAGGAGAUCACUAUGAUCCUUCGGAAUCAGAAGGCGAGUAUGAUGAGCGAGAAAAAAAGCUGCUGAAAAAAAUACGCGACAAGAAGCGGGCUCAAAACACCGAUGAAGAAGAGGAAGUUCUGGGUUUUGACGACGAGGAAGAUGACGAUGAUGAACAGGUAGAUGAAGAGGAAGAUGAGGAUGAUGAUUUUGAUGAAAUUCAAAAAUUUGAACAUGAUAGCGAUAUCGAAGAUAAAGAGGAAGACGAUGAUUUACCGGAUCGGAAAGCGUGGGGAUCGAAGGCCAGAAGUUUCUACGGUACCGAUUAUGUAGAUCAGGAUUACGAUAGUUUAACCGCGCAGGAAGAAGAAAGAGCCCGCCUGGAGGAGAUUGAGGCGAGAGAAAUUCAACAGCGAUUAGCAAAAGAGCUAAACGAAGCAGAUUUCUCUCUUGAUGUGUUUGUCACGGAACAAGAGCCGGAAACCCCCUCGGGCAAGACGUCAAAAAAGAAAAAGAAGGAAAGUAUAGAAAUAAAAUUAAAAACCGACUUGUCCGACUUGAGCGAUCGCCAGAAAAGAGAACUUUUCAGAAAGGAAGCUCCGGAGUUUGAUGGACUGGUGGAUGAUUUUGAAAAGAAUUUACAGGAGUGUCAUGAAGUGCUUGAACCGGUUUUAGCCUACCUAUCGGAACGGAAUAUCACUGAUCAUCCAUUUGUGAGGCUUUUAAAAACUAGAUACGAUUUGAGUUUGAACUAUUGCAGUAACAUCAGCUUCUACCUACUGCUCAAAGCUAAAAAAGCAAAGAUUCAAAAUCACCCGGUAGUUAAACGAAUGGUUCAAAUGAAACAGCUAUUGCUAGAACUGGAGCAAAAAUAUGAUAACACAGUUAAAUCGCAAGUGGAAACCAUCCUGCAGCACAUAGCUUCGGGCGAAGAGUUAACAAUCGAAGAUGCUGUUGAAGAUCAACAAAAGGCGGAGCAGCCCAAAAAGAAGCUGUCUAUGCUGAAAUCGUUGGAAGAAAACGGAUUCGGACAGGAAUCAGACGGUUCCGAAUCGGAGGAAAAUGAAGAUGAGCAUCCACAAGCUGCGAAAAAAGUUCGUCUGGAGAGUACUUCCGAAGAGGACGAACAGGAGGCAGAAGAAGAGACCGAGCAAACUGGAGAUACCAAACGGAAAAUCACCUACCAGAUGGCUAAAAACAAAGGUCUUACACCACACAAGAAGAAGGAUGAGCGCAACAUACGGGUCAAGAAUCGCCGUAAGUUCCAGAAGGCAUUGGUGCGACGAAAGGGAACCAUUCGGCCGGUACGAACCGAAACCACUCGGUAUGCUGGCGAGACCAGCGGUAUUAAGGCUUACGUUAAGAGGAGCAUCAAAAUUAAGUAACACUCUUGUGGCAAUUCAUAUUUUUUUAUUUUCGUUACUUCUCAAGUAAUUACUGUUCUUAGAAAAAUAUAAUGGUAUGAAACACGGAAAACAUUUACUUAACGGUAA
Messenger RNA from Wyeomyia smithii (pitcher-plant mosquito), 1612 nucleotides. RefSeq names its product something about silencing protein 10 (gene Sas10). Gene Ontology annotation, biological process: maturation of SSU-rRNA from tricistronic rRNA transcript (SSU-rRNA, 5.8S rRNA, LSU-rRNA). Gene Ontology annotation, cellular component: small-subunit processome; nucleolus. The transcript has a single exon. The coding region runs from base 113 to 1504 and encodes 463 amino acids. The record is from RefSeq and is a predicted model, not a curated record. NCBI's taxonomy places the organism in Eukaryota, Metazoa, Arthropoda, Insecta, Diptera, Culicidae.